Messenger RNA from Phytophthora sojae, 1116 nucleotides. RefSeq lists its product as hypothetical. The coding region runs from base 1 to 1116 and encodes 371 amino acids. The record is from RefSeq and is a predicted model, not a curated record. Gene Ontology annotation, molecular function: DNA-binding transcription factor activity. NCBI's taxonomy places the organism in Eukaryota, Oomycota, Peronosporomycetes, Peronosporales, Peronosporaceae. The transcript is spliced from 2 exons. Gene Ontology annotation, biological process: regulation of DNA-templated transcription.
AUGUCGAUCGAGUACGGGAUGCCCAUCGUGCUGCCGCCCAUCGGACCGCUGUUCGCCAGCAGCGGGUCCCCCACGGCGGCGCUGCUGGCCUACGAGAGCGAGGAGCAGCGCGAGCAGUACGAGGAGGACAUGGCCAGGUACUUUGGCGUGCCGCUGCCCAGCUACAUGCGCCGCCGCCACACACAGACCCAGACCCAGCAGGAGGAGCAGCAGGAGGAGGAGGAGCAGGACGAUCAUCAGCAGGAGGAGCCCGCCAACCUGCGCACGCCCACGAGCGUUAGCAGCUUCGCGCCGUCCUCGUCCCCCGUCAAGAAGGACGCGGCCACGACCAAGACGGCGCUGCCGCUGCUGCACCUCGACUCCCCCACGCAGACGGACGGCUCGGCCACGGAGCACUCGUCGCCGUCCCCCUCGGGCGAGGAGGAGAAGCUGCGCGUGAGCCGCGAGCGCAACCGCCUGCACGCGCAGCGCACGCGCAUCCGCAAGCGCGAGCUGCUCGAGAGCCUGAAAGAGCGCAUCGAGGCGCUGCAGGACGAGUUCGAGCUGCUCAAGCAGGCCUACGACUUCCACGCCACGGCCGUGUGUCUGCUGCGUCUGGGCAACGUCGUGGACGUCCCGUGCGUGCAGAAGCUCGAGCAGGUGGGCAUCAACGCCACGGAGGACCGCGACGAGGAAGGACGGCUCUGCGACGCGGCCAAGACCGCCGCGCACGACAGCGACGCGGACGCCGACCACGAGGACGCGCACGAGCACGAGAAGGGCUGCGCCUGCUCCGGCAAGGACGCCGCCCCCAGCGACGCCUGCACGUGCAUCGGCGCGCAGCUCAACGCCAACGGCAAGCGGCCGUACUCGUCCACCACUACCGCCGCGUCGACCAGCAGCGGCAGCAACAUGCUCGUCUGCUCCAAGGAGGAGCGCGAGCGCGUGCGGCGCGAACGCAACCGCCUGCACGCGCGGAGAGCGCGUCUUCGCAAGAAAAUGGUGCUCGAAAAAAGCCAGCAGGCUGUCCACGACCUGCGCGAACGCAACGACCGUCUGCGCGGCCGCCUGAGCGUGCUCGUGUCGUCCAUCUACGGCUCGGAAGCGUGCCUGGACGACCCGGACGCCACCUCAUGA